Danaus plexippus (monarch butterfly) is the source of this 1686-nucleotide messenger RNA. RefSeq lists its product as uncharacterized. The transcript has 4 exons. The record is from RefSeq and is a predicted model, not a curated record. Gene Ontology annotation, molecular function: nucleic acid binding. Bases 171 to 1589 code for a protein of 472 amino acids. Lineage: Eukaryota; Metazoa; Arthropoda; Insecta; Lepidoptera; Nymphalidae.
CACGGACAGUACGGGCUAACAUUUGGAGCGAAAUUAUCUCAUAACACCAGGUCAUUACUGAUUUUCUUGUACUGAAAACGUUGCUUUUUAUUUUAUUUCGUAAAUUUUUAACGAACUUAUAAUAAUAAUAGUGUUGUAGCAGUCUUGUAAGAUAACUAAUAGUUUUGGCUAUGGACGUUAACCCGGUUCGGUCUAAAACUAAUAACGAAAAACCAACAGCACGCCAUAAACGUCAAAAGACAUACUUUACAUCGAGCGAAAAGAAUAUGAUCAUAAAUGUAUACGAACACGUAAAGGGAACAUGGCCUGCCGACGAAUACCCGUACAAAACUAAACUAAAUGAGAAGACGGCUGCCGUGUGCGGCAUCGGCAUCGCUUCAGUUUAUAGGAUUCUGAAAGAGUACGCGACACACGAACGAGUCACGUCCCCGGUGCUGACAAAGAAGAGACUGACGUUCUCCGAAAAAAUAGACGCCGAUGAUAAAAGCACUAUAAGGAAAAUAGUUCACAGUCACUACAUGAGGGGCGAGCUGCCUACUUUCAAAAAGAUACUUCAAGCGGUCAACGACGACGAAAAUCUACCAAAUUUUAAAAAGUCAACGUUUCAUAAAAUACUGAAGCAUUUGAAAUUUAGAAACGUGAGACUCAAAGGAACCAACGCUUUAGUCGAAAAUAAUGACGUGGUAUUGUGGCGGCUAAAUUACUUGAAAACGAUUAAAGUGUACAGAAAUCAAAACCGGAACAUAUUUUAUAUUAAUGAAGCAGUUUUAAAUAUAGGGAACUCUGAUGCAAAAUGUUACAUGGACACUUCAACACACACCAGACUAAAAUCGAAUGAAGGAGCCGGCACCAGCACCAAGAAUACCACUUCGAGAAGUAAAAGUUUAGUUAUUUUACACAUUGGCAGCAAGACGGGGUUUCUUGAGGCAGCAGAACAUAUAUCAGAAUUAAAAACCCAAGGAGAUCCCCAUGAAUCAAUAGAUGCCAAUAAUUUUGAGUAUUGGUUUGAACAGAACUUAGCAAAACUCGGAGAGGGCUCUGUUGUUGUCAUGAAUGCUGCACCUUAUAACACUAGACGAUCUGAAAAAACUCCAAGUAUAGCUUGGACCAAGGGAGAUAUACAAGAGUGGCUCCUGCAUAAGGAAAUCAAUUUUGAUCAAACAGAUGUCAAAGUAGAAUUAUUGAAGAGAGUUCGUGACAUUAAAAAGGAUUUCCAGUCAUAUGCUGUUGAUGAGCUCGCCAGGAAAUACAAGGUGGACAUCCUGAGACUGCCGCCAUAUCAUGGUGAACUAAACCCGGGAGAACUGGUGUGGUCUGAUGUGAAGGAUCACUUGGAGAUCACCGACACCAGUUUUACAUUUGAACAAAUAAAAUCCUUGCUCCAGGCCAGCAUCAGAAACGUGUCUCCUGAUAAAUGGCAAAGCUGCAUCACUCAUGUCACCCAUGUAGAAGACUUCUUCUAUAACAAGUUAGAUGUUCUGAUCGACAACACUAUGGAUACCUUUGGAGUUAAUGUUAGUGAUACAGAUUCAGAUACGGAAUCCUGCUCUUCCAGUACAGACGAGAGUCUCUUGAAAUACACGGAAUAAUUAUAUGAGCACCUCGACUGAGGCCACUUUGGUUCAUUGUUAAGUAAUUUAAAAACUAAAAUAAAAUGACAACUCGUUUAUUAAACUUUAUUUAUAA